Pseudogymnoascus verrucosus is the source of this 1898-nucleotide messenger RNA. RefSeq names its product Pol I core factor CF (gene RRN7). Gene Ontology annotation, cellular component: RNA polymerase transcription factor SL1 complex; RNA polymerase I core factor complex. The transcript has 5 exons. Lineage: Eukaryota; Fungi; Ascomycota; Leotiomycetes; Thelebolales; Thelebolaceae. Gene Ontology annotation, molecular function: RNA polymerase I core promoter sequence-specific DNA binding. Gene Ontology annotation, biological process: nucleolar large rRNA transcription by RNA polymerase I; RNA polymerase I preinitiation complex assembly. The record is from RefSeq and is a predicted model, not a curated record. The coding region runs from base 90 to 1664 and encodes 524 amino acids.
UGCGACCAUUCAUGUGAUUCGGCACGUGGGAACUGGAGCUAAAUGUUGGGAUAGUAUUGAAAUGUUUCCUACGUAGUGGGGCAGCAAUCAUGGAUUCGAGCAUCGACUUCCACAAGUUCUCAAAGGGCGAGACUUGCACAACAACUGGGUGUCGGUCACGGUAUUACUAUAUCCAGGACGGUAAACGCGUUUGCAAGUCUCAUGGGCACGUCCAGGAAGGUUUUACACAGGUUGCAGCAGAUGAAGAUGACUUCAACACCGAGGGCAGAAAAACAAGAAAAAGGCGAAAGGAGGCAGCAGCAACUGGCAUAGUUUAUGAUGGAAUCGAAGCCAUUAAGCUUUAUGCACAAUGCUGGCAGGUGGUGUUGAGGAAGCAGGCCAUGUGGCUCAUCAGCGCGAGAGGAAUGCCACCUGAACUUGAGACCGUUAUCCGAGAUUUAUGGGCAGUGAGGAUAAGGAAUAUUAGGGGCAUAGGAGAAGAUGAAAGGGGUGCGAGGGACGGGUAUGGGUUUAGUUCAACAAGUGAGGGGGAGACAGAAGGAGAAGAUGAUGGUGUUGGGAUGGAAAUGAGCAGGCGGCAUCGGAAGAUUGCAAGAGAAAAGGGUCUGCCAAAGCUUAUCGAGAGCUUGGCUCUAUGUUAUAUGGCAAUACUACUUCUGAGACUCCCAGUCUCAGUGGGAGAUCUCCAGAAAUGGGCUGAACAACAUGAGAUCCCUUACUUUCGAGUGAUUCGAGAUAUCCCAGCUGACAUGAAGUCUCAUCUGCCACCAAAAUACUAUUCUGCUCUGGAGACCAGAUCAUCUCUGAGGAGAGGCCGCUUGCAGCAAUGUAUUGGUGAGCUAAUGGUUAACUUCACGACCAACUUCAACAUCUUAUUCCCGCCAUUAAAUACACCUCUGAUAAUAUUCCGGUUUGUGAAGGACCUUUGUCUGCCUUUGGAAAUUUACGGGUCUUGUUGCCACCUGGCUGAAGCUCUGGGAAUAAGGUUUCAAUACCCAAAGACAUUAUCAAGGCACAAACUGAGCGAAUACCCCGAAUUGCAAGUUGCUGCUUUGGUCGUGAUAUCAACCAAACUCUUGCAACCCUUCGACAAUAUGAUACGAACUCCAGAGAGUCUCAAAGACCCGAGUGCACUGAGGGUUGAUUGGGAUGGCUGGAGUGGCAUGGCGGCGGAAGGCGGUGAUGCGACUCCAGGCCAGGAAGCUAAAGUCACAGAGGCCGAUGUGUUCAACAUGAGUGGUGAUAUGUUGGACCGCUAUUUGGAUUGGUACAAUCAAACCUGGUCAGGUGAAAGGGACAGUAAAGUGUCCCAGCAAAUUCUUGACCUAUUUCCCAUUGAGGACUCACCAAACCUACUUGGAACGAACCAAGAAAUAGCAAUGUCCGUGUCUGAGCGUCUGGGCCGUGUCCAAAGCAGGCUAAAAGUUCAAAAGCCUAUAUCUACAAAUGACGAGCAGUACGUUGCUACGAUCAACAGGCCCGGCGCUUUCUAUAAACGGUGGCAGAGGGACGGCGACCUUUCUGAGAACGAAAGGGCGUUUGUGGCAAAGACUGCUGAGAACGCUGGCACGACUGUGGAUAUUCUGAUCAGAACUGUGUAUUCGCUAGAACAAAGAUUACAUGAUAUAGCCUCUGGAGAGGAAAGACUAGAAGUAGAGCAUUGAGAAAUGGCUCUAAGAUUAGAUGCAGUAUGGGUGACUGUUUACCGGAUCCCCAAGGCGUCGGAUAUUUGGAGUUGGAAUUUGUGGCAAUAGUGAUGAUGGCGAAAUUAGCGGCAAGGGAGUCUGGGUUGGUUGCCAUAUAGACUGUAACAUAGACUGUAACGAAGAGAACGAAGUUAUGACUUCUUUGGGUCUCAAUUAAUAGAAUGCACAUAUUAUAUCGAUCUAUUUCUUGUA